Colletotrichum fioriniae is the source of this 861-nucleotide messenger RNA. RefSeq lists its product as uncharacterized. Gene Ontology annotation, biological process: ubiquitin-dependent protein catabolic process; protein polyubiquitination; positive regulation of proteasomal ubiquitin-dependent protein catabolic process. The record is from RefSeq and is a predicted model, not a curated record. Lineage: Eukaryota; Fungi; Ascomycota; Sordariomycetes; Glomerellales; Glomerellaceae. Gene Ontology annotation, molecular function: ubiquitin conjugating enzyme binding; ubiquitin protein ligase activity; zinc ion binding. Gene Ontology annotation, cellular component: cytoplasm; ubiquitin ligase complex.
AUGGAGGGCAAAAAAGACAUCAAGGACUGCGUCCUCUGCGGGAAGGCCUGCAAGAAAGCCACCCGCAAGGAUUUCUCCUGCGGCUGCGAUCCCUAUUGCACCACCUGCGCGACCGCCUACUUGAAGUCGUGCCUCUCGAAGCCGUUCUUCAAGCCCAAGUGCGACGGCGGCUGCGGAUCCCAGAAGCCCUUCCCCGAUCUCUGGGCGCGUCAGUUGCUCCGCCGCAAGGAUGCUACAACCUACUUCGACCUGGGCUCUGAGGCCGAUGAGGUCUCCCGCAACGCCGCCUUGUACUGCCAUGAUGCCGCCUGCGGCCGCUACAUCCCGCCUCGUUACCGCUUCGGUCUGAACAACGACGCCGCCACUGUUGACGGCACUGGUACUUGUCCUUGCGGAAAGCUCACCUGCAUUGGAUGCGGCGAUAAGGUUCACCAGGGCGAGAACUGUGCCGAGGUUCAGGCUCGCUGGGAGGCGGAGGGAAAGCUCAAAGAGGAGCUCGAGCGCCAGAGUCAUCGUACCAUGGGGCAGUUGAGCAUCAAGCAGAGCCCUAAGUGUCAGUACGCCGCUGAGAAGGCUGAUGGUGGCUGUAAUCACGUUCAAUGCGCGUCUUGCGGGAAGACCUUUGACUGGGACACGGCAAGCAUUGUUGACUACAGCAAGUUCGUCGACGGCAAGUCUGACGAUGGCAAGCCGGAAGGUAUCAAGUCCGAAGAUGAGAAGUCUACUUAUGGCAACUUGGAGUCUUUCGAGUUCAACCCUUUUGAGGAUAAGCCCGCCGAGAGCGAGUUCGCCGAGAACAAAGCCGUCAACGCCAACUAUUCCGAAGUCAUGGCUAUUGAUGAGCCUACCAACACUCUGUAG